Molecule: messenger RNA, 429 nt
Organism: Necator americanus (New World hookworm)
Lineage: Eukaryota; Metazoa; Nematoda; Chromadorea; Rhabditida; Ancylostomatidae
Exons: 1
Coding region: 1-429 (142 amino acids)
Source: RefSeq, a predicted model, not a curated record
AUGUUCGUUUUAUCUUCGAGCUCGCUAGCAUUACCAGCUCAGUUUGACCACUCAAGUAAGCAGCAAAUUUGCUGCAUCGCAGGAGGAGUUGAAUUGGUCUCACCACAAAGGUUACCAUACCAAAUAUGCGCCGAAGACUUCUGUAAGACCGUGGAAAAACCGAGUAUCAAUGAUACCAUUCGCUUUCCUCCACAAAUCAUUCUUCAUGAACAUGUGGUCCAAUGGAAGUUUGAAGAGAACGGCUCAGUAAGGACAAUAGAGACAAUACGCUCUCCGGCACCUUUUUGUGAUAACAUCGACUGCACAAUGUGUGCUGCAGUGGUAUUCAAUCCGGAAUGCUGGCCUGUAGGAGCAAUAAUGAUCACCGCAAUCAUCAUCUAUUUCGUCCUAACAGGUUGCUAUGUGUUCCUGUACAUCUUCCGCUCGUAA